AUAAUAUACUAUCAAAUAUAAAAUUAUGUAAAUAAUGUGUUAAAUGCCUACAAUAAUGUAUAAAUAUCGAGUUAAAUAUCCAUUAUACCAAAGGAAUAAGGUUAUAGUAUUAUUCAAAAUGUGUGUUUUUGCAUGCUUAAUUUGAAGGUAGCUACUAAAAAAAUGGCUCGAACUUAAUUUGUAAGUUAUAGUCGUAAACCUUCAAAAUGCUGGAUUUUUGGAAAAAUCGUGUUUUUGAGUUUAAGAUACUAUUAAUUUACAUUUGUUUUCAUGAAAUGUUGAUAUUGGCUAUCUCCCAAUAUGCGGUCUACCUCCGUUUUGUGUGCUAUGUAACUAUAAAUAUGAGUAUAGUAUGCGGUCUAUCAAUGUUAUGUGUUCUACCUAUAUAGCUGGGAAUCCCGCAUCAUUUAUAUUUAUUAUCUACCAUUUACCAAUUUAUAUGUUUUAUCUCAAUUUUUCAUAACGAUAUAUAUUUUAUCAUAUAGGUAACAAUACAGGUUACUGGGUUAGUUGGUUUAGUGUCGUUUGUAGUAAUACAACUUUUUUUAAAUUUUGAGUUGUAAAAAUAGUUUUUAAAAUGCUAGUUAAAGAAUUUUAUAAAAAUUUUUUAACCGAAGAAUCUACUGUCAAAUACCUGCAAGAUUAUGGUUUACUACCUUGUGCAAAACAAUGUCACAAAUGUGGCAGUGAAGUAAAACAGUACCAAAGAAAUUACCGAGGAAAAAUAAGAGAAGUUUUCCGUUGUAAAAAAAAAGGUUACCAAACUACCCAAUCGGUACGUAAUAAUAAUUCAUUUUUUACUUAUUUGGAUGCAAAUGGUCGAUGCAAUAGUGGAUUGAGUCUCAGUGAAAUUAUGGAGAUUGUGUACUUCUGGGUUACAGAAAAUCAACUAGUUCAAAUAAUAAAAUUUACGGGGAGAUCCAAAAAUACUAUUUGUGACUGGAUGAAUCUCUGUAGAGACAUUCCUGUACGUCUAUUUAACAAAAGGCAACCUUUUGGGGGUCCUGGUCAGAUCGUUCAAAUUGACGAAUGUUUGUUGCGAGGCGCACGGAAAAAUAAUAAAGGGCGCUUUCGACUUGCCGAUUUAAAAGCUGCAGUAAUACCUAGACAAGAAGAUGAAGAAGACACCAAUCGCAAUUAUGGUCGGAGAAUUGGUGGACCCUGGGUAGUCGGAUUAUGUUGUGUUUUGGAAAAUGGUUUAAUUGAUGCAAGAUUUUUUGUUGUUGAAAAAAGAAACAAAGAAACAUUACAUCGAAUAAUUAAAAAUGAGGUAUUACCUGGUACAACAGUUCAUUCUGAUUCGUGGCUUGGAUAUAAAGGUUUAUCUGAAAAGGGCUAUCAUGUACAUGAAACAGUUAAUCAUUCAAAUAAUUUUGUGGACCCGGAAACUGGUGCCAAUACACAAAGAAUUGAAAGUCUUUGGAGGCCUCUUAGACUCAAAAUCGUUAAAAAAAUGUGUGGUACUAAUGAAGACCUCUUAGAUAGGUACUUAGCCGAGUAUUGGUGGCGAGGAUUAAAUAAAACCGAUAAUAUUUUUGAUGCUUUCCUUAGAGAUAUGAAAUUAUGCUUUGUGGAUAAUUUUUUGGAUCCUUAAUAAAUAAUAAAUACAAUUUUUUUAUACUUUAAAUUAUACUUUAUUAUACUUUUAUAUUAUUACGGUAGAUAAUUUUGUGGAUCCUUAAUAAAUAAUAAAUACAAUUUUUUUAUACUUUAAAUUAUACUUAUAUUGUACUUUAUUACUUUAAUAUUAUUACGGUAGACCACGUCCAUUUUGGUAGACCGCAUAUUUUUGUGGUAGACCGUAUAUUU
This is a messenger RNA of Acyrthosiphon pisum (pea aphid), 1809 nucleotides long. RefSeq lists its product as uncharacterized. The transcript is spliced from 2 exons. The record is from RefSeq and is a predicted model, not a curated record. Bases 578 to 1594 code for a protein of 338 amino acids. NCBI's taxonomy places the organism in Eukaryota, Metazoa, Arthropoda, Insecta, Hemiptera, Aphididae.